UCCAACGUUUUCAGCCCCAGCGCUUCAAGAAACUGGCAAAGAUAUUGGUUUUCAAUUAUUAUUUUAAAUCAAUCGGAACUGCAACUGCUGAGUAUUUACAGAGGAUUGAAUUACAAGAGAGCUGAAAAGAUGCACUUGCAUUAUGUCAUUGGUUGCCUGCUGCUAGCCAGUUGCAGCCAUGAAGCUUUUGGUAAGGGAUUUCUUAGCCAAAAACCUAUUUCAAUUCACGAGGUUGAGAGCACCACAGAGGGUUUAAGUCCCACUAAUCCCACACCCUCCACUACAACAACCCCCUCGAAUAGGGACAUCACCAUCGGUCCCUGUAAAUGGGCCAUAGGUCGUAGUUGUCCCGAUCCGGAUGUCAAGUAUUACAUCUACACACGUCACAAUCCGAUGGAUAGGCAGUGCCUGCAUAUAGACGAGUCCCAGGAGAAAUCUAAUCUGACUGACUCCUACUUUAAUCCCAGAUAUCCCACGAAGAUCAUCAUCCAUGGCUACAACUCGGAUAUGUUUCUGCAUCCACUACAGCAAAUGAGAGAGGAAUACCUGGCCAAGGCGGAUUAUAAUAUUAUCUAUGUUGACUGGAGUGUCCUGUCGCCAGGACCCUGCUAUAUAAGUGCGGUUCAUAACACCAAACAUGCUGGCACCUGCACUGCCCAGCUGGUGGAGCGAUUGGUGGAAACGGGUAAUACGGAUAUCCACGUGAUUGGCUUCUCACUGGGGGCUCAGGUGCCCAACUAUAUAGCCCGGAAUCUAAGCUCGUUCAUGCUGCCAAGGAUAACGGGAUUGGAUCCGGCAAUGCCUCUUUUUAUCACCUCUGGCAAUGCAGAUAAACUGGAUCCCAGUGAUGCCAGCUAUGUGGAUGUGAUACACACGAAUGCUUUGGUUCAGGGAAAAAUGGAAAGAUGUGGUCAUGCGGAUUUUUAUAUGAAUGGAGGGAUCAUGCAACCGGGAUGUAGUGGACAGAAAAUUAAUUCCUUUGCUUGCAGUCAUCAACGGGCUCCCGCCUACUUCCUAGAAUCUAUCCGUUCACCAAAAGGUUUUUGGGGAUGGGCCUGCAGUGGAUAUAUAUCAUAUCUACUGGGUAUGUGCCCCCCAACGAAUUUCCUUCUGGAGGCUGGGGACAAUAUACGGCCCACUACAAGGGGAAUGUUCAUGAUAGACACCAACGAUAGUUCACCAUUUGCUCUGGGCAAGUGGACGGACUUGCCCACCUUGGGAGCAAAGCAUCCACAUUGGCGAGCGCCGCCGCAGAAACUUAAGGCGCCUCCCAAUCAGGGUGUCGAUCCUCUCCUGCAUCACAUCGAUCAGUUCGGAAAACUGGCAGCCAAUUUCAACAACCUGCAGAUGUCUCCCAGUGGUCAGGAUCCCUACGAGCAUUGGACUAGCUUCAGUCCGGAACAGAAAGAAAACGAUGACGCUGACGAUUCUGUGGAGGAGCAGGACCCUGUGGAGUUUGCCGAUCUUGAUGAUCGUCAGUUGAGUACGAAGGCCCCUACACUCAGCUGGUGGGAUUAUAGAAGAAAUCUCACAUAUGGAUUCAUGGAGAACAACAUAUUUGCUGUGCCAACAGUGCAUUAGCCCUAAUUGAUGCUUCAAGCUAUUAGAACCCCUUCCUUGCCCCCAUUCCUUACUAAUAUUUAAGUGUCACUUAAGCUGAUAUUUUCAAAUGCAAUGCUUAUACAUUGUUCUUAAUACCUAUUUUUUUAGGCAAUUCAUAAAAAACCCUUUUUUUUUGGCAAACUAAAGACCUCUAUAAUUGGCGGAUUAAUUUUGUGCGGUUUAUUAGAUUUUAGUCAAGAACGAAUAAAACAGAAUAAAAUGUGCAGGACAUAAACCAAAGUAUUUGUAGGAUGUUCAUGGUUUUAAAUCGGACAAUCAUUUCAAAUGUGCUUGCAGCAUAUCUUUUGGUUGUUUAUGUUUGUAAAAUCGGAAGAUUCUUGUACAAGAUAUUAACUUUGUUGCUGAAUUCCAAUAAGUUUUUUUUUCAAUUUAAUACAAUUUCAGUUUAAUCUGUACUAUUACAUAAAUUAAUGUUAAUAAUAAUAUUUCGUUGAAUGUGGACAUCGAUCAUGCGCAAUCGAUGACUUCAAAUCAGAUUCAAUUUUGGAAACUGUAAUUCAAGCAUCGUAUAAUUAAACAAUUCCGAAUACAAGCUGUUUUGUAUAUAUUGUAAAUUGUAAUAAAUUUGUUGCCAUUUUAAUUAGAAA
Drosophila rhopaloa is the source of this 2210-nucleotide messenger RNA. RefSeq names its product phospholipase A1 member A. NCBI's taxonomy places the organism in Eukaryota, Metazoa, Arthropoda, Insecta, Diptera, Drosophilidae. The coding region runs from base 130 to 1581 and encodes 483 amino acids. Gene Ontology annotation, molecular function: lipase activity. The transcript has 4 exons. Gene Ontology annotation, biological process: lipid metabolic process. The record is from RefSeq and is a predicted model, not a curated record.